UAUGCAGUCUGAACCAAGCCAAUUACUCACGAAACUUUCAUAAACGAUUGCAACGCACCGAACGUAUAAUUCCGGAAUUAAAAUACACGCGCGUUUUAACCCUACCUAACCUAGCUGCAAUUCCUAACCUGACUUUAAAGACGCCAAUGGUGCAGGACGGAAUUUGAAGUCUGUUGUGACACGAAGAAUAAUUUGAUGUUUUGAAAAAGAAAGUAUUUCAUGUAAUUACGCGUGCUUACAUUUCUAUAUAUCUAAACAAAACAAAAAACUUGUAAGAGAUCUCUAUUUUCAUACAGUGAAUAAUAAUGGAAAUAGAAUGUGAAGAAACCGUUGUUAAAUUACCUAUAACGGCACAUGAAACUUUAAAUAAAAAUAAUGAAAUGAUCGAAGACGAUGCAAAAAGCGAAACCAGUGAGACCAGUCAAGUGCAAUCGAAUUUAUUCGUUCAGCCCAAAGACCCACAGGAUCCAAUAAAUACAGAAACUUAUUUAGAAUCUAGUGUAAUGUCAAACAAAACUGACUUGCCCAUUUCUUCACAAUCAUAUGUAACAAGUGAUACUUUACCAGAGCAAAUAAUAAAUCUUGAGAUAUCAGAGCAAACAGGAGACAAUGAAGCUGCCAAUGUCACAGAGCCAAGAAACGUGAAUUCAGAAGAUGCUGAUUCAACAGAUUCUACUUGUGUCUUUAAAUACAACUGGUCCAUGGCACCGAGAAGUCUAUGUGUAGCUACCAAGGAAUACCAAUCCACAAAUUUGUAUGAGAAUUUUACAAAAGGUUGCCAGUGGUCCCCAGAUGGAACAUGCUUACUUGUACCAUCAGAAGAUUUCAGGAUACGCAUUUACGAGCUUCCUAGAGAAGUGUACUCUGGUCAGAUUCCAUCUGAUUUUGUACAAACCAAUUUUACAGCUGCUUUGACUGUAAAAGAAGGUGGCCUCAUAUACGAUACUUGCUGGUAUCCCUUUAUGAAUUCGUGGGAGCCUGUGACAUGUUGCUUUCUUAGUACCAGUAGAGAGAGUCCUAUUCACCUGUGGGAUGCAUUUACAGGAGAAUUACGUGCGACGUACCGAGCUUACAAUCAAGUUGAUGAAGUAGAUGCAUCUAUUAGCGUUCAAUUCGUGAAUUCAGGAAAGGAGAUAUGGUGUGGUUUUAAGAAUACUGUGAGAACCUUUGACACAGAUCGUCCAGGACGUCAAACAAGCGAUAUUCAGUUUAAACAGGAUUUUCCAAAUAUGAUAGGAUUAGUGUCGUGUAUUCGUGAAAAUCCAAUAAUGCCAGGCCUAGUUGCCUUCGGCACAUAUUCUAAAUGUAUCGGCUUGUAUAAAGAUGGACCAUUGUGCACUUUUAAGACUGGGAGUGGUGUAACACAAAUUGAAUUUAGCCCUUGUGGAAUGAAAUUGUUUUCUGUUGUCCGAAAAAAUAGUGAAUUCUUAUGUUGGGACCUUCGUAAUCCUGGAAAUGUUCUUUAUUCCCUUGAAGGAAGGCAAUCAGAUACAAAUCAAAGAAUACAAUUUGCUAGUACACCUGACAGUAAACAAAUAAUUUCUGGUGGUGUUGAUGGAUAUAUUACUGUUUGGGAAUUACCAGAAAUUAUAAAUUAUGAUGAAGAGGGCUUGAGUCCCAAAUAUAAAAUAAGGUUGUCCAAAGAUUGUAUAAAUGGAAUAAGUUUGCACACAAGCUUACCUAUAAUAGCAACUAGUUCCGGACAGAGGCAAUGUGGUAUGGAAAAUAAAUGUAGAGAUAAUAGCGUGAGAUUAUGGUGGGCCUCUUGAUAACAUAGCUUUAGACUAUUAUUUUCUUUCGACUUACACAUGGAUAGUGCGUUAAACAGAAUAAAAACAAAACUGUAAAUACUUAA
Messenger RNA from Solenopsis invicta (red fire ant), 1855 nucleotides. It is a transcript of the gene WDR79, whose product is annotated as telomerase Cajal body protein 1. The transcript has 5 exons. Lineage: Eukaryota; Metazoa; Arthropoda; Insecta; Hymenoptera; Formicidae. Gene Ontology annotation, molecular function: protein binding; RNA binding. The record is from RefSeq and is a predicted model, not a curated record. Gene Ontology annotation, cellular component: Cajal body. Bases 306 to 1769 code for a protein of 487 amino acids. Gene Ontology annotation, biological process: Cajal body organization.